Oppia nitens is the source of this 891-nucleotide messenger RNA. It is a transcript of the gene Schip1, whose product is annotated as schwannomin-interacting protein 1-like. The record is from RefSeq and is a predicted model, not a curated record. Gene Ontology annotation, cellular component: cell junction; plasma membrane. Gene Ontology annotation, biological process: positive regulation of hippo signaling. The coding region runs from base 72 to 884 and encodes 270 amino acids. NCBI's taxonomy places the organism in Eukaryota, Metazoa, Arthropoda, Arachnida, Sarcoptiformes, Oppiidae. The transcript is spliced from 5 exons.
CAAUUUGGAUGAAUAGUAUUAUUUCAUUUAAUAACUUACUGUAAUUACAAAGAGGAACAUAUGAUAUAUUGAUGGAUAAAUCAAAUCAUUUAUCAUUUGACGACAGGGAAGAAAUUAGACGCCGUUUGGCGUUUGAUUCAGACAAUGAAGAUAUGAUUUAUGGGAUGAGAUCAUCGAGAAAGUCAACUCUUAUGAAUAGACUCCAGAAUUGUCAGAGUUUGCAGAUUUGUUUCAUGAAUGAAACGGUUAGUGAAACCAAUAAUCAGAAGGAUAAUGGAUCAGUUGUUGAUAAUAGACCUCAAAGUAGACAAUUACUCGACAAUUCACACAUAACUAAACCAAAUGAGAGUCCAAACAAUAAUAGCUCAUUGAAUAUAAGCGAUUCAUUGCAUUCAUUGAAUAUAUCCAAACAUCAAACUACUGUCAAACGUCCCAAUCAUUUGUUUAAUAAAUUGGACUCCGAGUCCUUUGAUAUCGAUAACUAUGAUUUAUUUUCAUACAUUGAAAAACCAAUUCAAAAGAGUAUGUUUGCAGACUAUCACUCAAAACUUCAUAAUGAAGCCAGACUUGCCUUAGCACAGGUUAAGAAGAUUGUUAAGAAACAAAUCGAAAGAGAGAGAGAAAAGAGAAAUAUUAGUCGGAAAGCAAUUUAUAAGUUAAUAAAUGUUGACAUUUCUGAUGACAACCAAAUGUCUAAAUCAUUUCUCGAUAAUUUAAAUGUUUCACAAUUGCAAAUCAUUGUUAACGAUAUGCUCUCUCAAAUUGAAUGUUUGAAUUCAGAAUUAGUCCAACUUUUGAUGAGAAGAGAUGAGCUCUAUAUGUCUCAGGACUCAGUUCUCGUCGAUAUUCAAGAUCUGACUAUAUUUUCGUGCUCUAAACAAUAAAGAGCUA